Messenger RNA from Pundamilia nyererei, 1714 nucleotides. Its product is annotated as E3 ubiquitin-protein ligase RNF213-like. The transcript is spliced from 13 exons. NCBI's taxonomy places the organism in Eukaryota, Metazoa, Chordata, Actinopteri, Cichliformes, Cichlidae. Bases 224 to 1714 code for a protein of 496 amino acids. Gene Ontology annotation, cellular component: membrane; nucleolus; cytosol. Gene Ontology annotation, biological process: sprouting angiogenesis; negative regulation of non-canonical Wnt signaling pathway; ubiquitin-dependent protein catabolic process. The record is from RefSeq and is a predicted model, not a curated record. Gene Ontology annotation, molecular function: ubiquitin-protein transferase activity; ATP hydrolysis activity.
UUGGAGGUCUGUUCACAUUGAUGAUAUUAGAAGAUCAAAAGAGUUUCUUUCCGAUGCUCUUUCCCUUAAAAAUAAACUUAUAAGUGAUCUUUUUAAAGAUCCAUCUGAGGCCAUAGAGAAAGAAGACUCCACUGGUGUGCCACAGAAAUAUUACUCCACUGCAUUGGAAUGUUUGUUUGAUAAUACAAAUUUGGUGAGAAGUUGUGUUCAGAGUGCAGUGAGCAUGCUGAGAGAUGAAGCAAACAGUGGUGAAUUCAGCACUAAGAGGGUUGAGAAGCUGCUCACUCUUCUGGAUGGAAACCAUACUCAAGGAUUGUUUGCAAAAAUUGUGAGGAAGCGACUUCACUCACUGUUAAAGGACAAUGAGGUCAAUAUGCCCAUUCUAAAAAGCUGGGUCCUAAAUGAGGCAUCUAAUGACAGUGCUCUUCAAGAAGGAGGGACGUUCCUGCACACACUGUGGAGGAAAAUCCAAGCAGUUGUCACUCCACUUCUAGCCUACCUGGUCUCAGUCAUUGACCGAGAUUGCAAUAUGGACCUUCUCCUGGAAGAUGAAGAACAAAUUGUGAACUUGUGGCUUGAGAUUUUUGGAAACAAAGAGAUGCUCAGUUUGCCUUACGUCAGGGUGGAAAAGAAAGUAUUAAUGGUACAAAGCCAUGUCACAGGUGGCCAUACCAUGUUCUGCCGCCUGCCCUUCAGUUGGUGGAUCAAAGAGUUCCUAGAUGGGCUCAUGAUGCAAACAUCCAGACAUCAAACUCAUUCAGUUCGUCAUUUCUAUGAUUUGUUCUUGGAAACUCCACUUGGCACUUACAUCUCAGAGAAAGCUAAUGAAAAAAUGAAGAGAGAAUUAUGCAAAAGGUAUCUGCAAGAUUUUGUUUCCAUGACCAUGAAAGUGGCAUCAGAUGAAGAGUUAAAGCUCCUCUGUCAGGCAAUGACCAGCUGUGCUGAUGAAGUACGAAAACGAAAACAAGAUGAUGAGCUUUCUCUUCCACUCAUCCACGUUGCCUAUCAUUUGUACCAAAACCGUCUUCAGAACCUCUCACGGAUGAUUUCUCUUCAUCCUGAAGUUAUUUCCCCUUUGCAAAAAAAUCCGGUGAUUAGCGGUUAUCCGGCAAUGGUUUUGGAUGUCUAUGCAGCCAAGGCAUGUGUUGAAAGCCUGGAACCUUCUAACUUAGAGAAUGAUACUGUCUGCCAGCGCUGGCUGAGGAAGGUGAAGAAGGUGCAGGCUUCUUUGGAGUUGAUUUGCUCCCAAAGCAGUAGCAAAAAAUAUGGUGAGCACUGCCGGAAAGUACUCCAUGAUUUCAGCAAUGGCUGGAAGCGCAUCCACAUCCUUUCUUUUUUUGUUGAACACAUGCUACUGGGUUUCCAAAAAGAAGACCGUCAGCUCAGGACACAUGUCCUAAACACCAUUAAAACUCUUAGCAAUGUUCUGCAGGAAAACUCGGAUGUAAAAUCUACAAAAGGUUUUGAAGCUGUAGUUAAAGUCCUGAAAUCCUGCAAACAGGAGGCAACUAAUCAGCUUUUCAGGUUUGGCCUUGAGUGUGGGGUGUGCAUGAGAGAGCCUCAGGAAACAGUGGGACUGCCAUGCAAUCACAUCUAUUGCUUAACAUGCAUUAAGAACAGCCUUGAUGCAGGACGGACAUCCUGUCCAAAGUGCCGCCAACAAUUACCAGAUGAUUUCCAACCACAUGUUUCUGAAGACAUAAGAAUAGAGUAG